Molecule: messenger RNA, 972 nt
Organism: Quercus robur (English oak)
Lineage: Eukaryota; Viridiplantae; Streptophyta; Magnoliopsida; Fagales; Fagaceae
Exons: 1
Coding region: 1-972 (323 amino acids)
Source: RefSeq, a predicted model, not a curated record
AUGGAUAGAAUCGACAAGUACAAGAGAGUCGAAGAAGACCAAUGGACGGGAAAGGGUAAAGCGAAGGUUGUCCCUCAGGAGAGGAGGGACUUCAGGUCGAACCGCUUUAACAGCAGCAAUCGACUGAGAAGGGAUUACUCGGAGCAGUCUGGAUCCACAGGGGCACAGGCAGUCCAUGCUGUGUUCCGAGAACCAUUACAUAAGAUCCUAGAGAAAGUGAAGAACAAACUGUUCUUUCAAUGGCCAAGCAGGAUGGCAGGUGAUCCCGCGAAACGUAACCAGAAUUUAUAUUGCGCGUAUCACCAAGAGUCGGGCCACACCACCGAUGAUUGCAGAAAUCUGAAAAACCACCUAGACCGUUUGGUCCGAGAGGGGAAGCUGCAACAUCUGCAGCAUCACCCUGUCGGAUGGCAGGAGCAGUCGAAUGUCGAAACAAGGCAAAGCACAUUGAGACCACCCAUUGGCACGAUAAAUGUUAUUCUCGCCGCAUCAGGACGGACCGGCUCCCAUCCUUUUAGAGUAAUGUCGGUGGGCAAGCUCCCUUCUGAAGCUGACGAUAGGGAGUCCAAGAGGGCUAGAGGGAUGGCCACGCCCCUAAUCGAAUUCUCGAAUGAGGACAAACUGGGAACCUUCCAACCCCAUGAUGAUGCCCUAGUUGUCACGCUCAGGAUCAGUGGAUACGACGUGAAGAGGGUGUUAGUCGAUCAGGGCUGCGCCGUGGAAGUGAUGUAUCCCAACUUGUACAAGGGGUUGAAGCUGAAACCGGAGGACCUGACAGCAUACGAUUCCUCUUUAGUGAGUUUUGAGGGAAAAACCGUCACUCUGAAAGGCAUGAUUAGGCUGCCUAUACAAACAGACUCGGACGUGGUGGAGGUGGACUUCAUAAUGGUAGACGCAUACUCCCCCUACACCGCCAUCGUAGCCAGACCGUGGCUUCAUGCCCUAGGGGCUGUGUCAUCAACCUUACACUAA